AUGGCUUCAAGACAGAUGAUUCAACAGCAAAACAGAGAGGCGGUGGUAGUCCCCGGGGGUGCCAAUAAGCAGAAGAACAUGGCGGCCGAGAGGAAAAAUCGGCGAGCACUUGGUGACAUUGGGAAUCGGGUUACUAUUCCUGAGAUUGAAGGCAAGCCACUGCCUCAAAUCUGUCGCCCUGUUACAAGGAGUUUUUGUGCGCAAUUGCUGGCAAAUGCACAGGCUGCAGCAGCUGAAAACAACAAGAAGAAUUCAAUGACAGUUAAUGCCAAUGGUGGCAUUGCAGUAGAUGGAGCAAUGCCAAAAGCUAUGGUGAAAAAACCAGCCCAGAAAAAAGCUACUACGAAACCGAAGCCAAAACCCGAGGAGAUAAUCGAUAUUAGUUCUGAAUCAGACGAAGUUAAGAAGGAAAGGCUUGUAGUGAAUAAGGAAAAGACUGAACAACAGUCAUUGAAAAAGAAAGCUCCAACUCUUACAUCAACUCUCACUGCUCGAAGCAAGGCUGCUUGUGCGAUGAAUUAUAAGCCGAAGGAGCUGAUAGUUGAUAUUGAUGCUGCAGAUGUGAAUAAUGAUUUGGCAGUUGUGGAAUAUGUUGAAGAAAUAUACAAGUUCUAUAAGCUAGUUGAGAAUGAAAGUCGGGUUCACGAUUAUAUAGAUUCACAACCUGAGAUAAAUGAGAAGAUGAGAGCAAUUUUGGUUGAUUGGUUGAUUCAAGUCCACCACAAAUUUGAGCUUUCGCCAGAGACUCUUUACUUGACUAUCAACAUUGUUGAUCGCUAUCUCGCUGUAAAGACAACAUCAAGGAGAGAACUUCAGUUGUUAGGCAUAAGCUCGAUGCUUAUUGCUUCUAAAUACGAAGAAAUUUGGGCCCCUGAGGUCAAUGACCUAGUGUGCAUAUCAGAUAGAGCCUACACAAACGAACAGGUCUUGCGCAUGGAGAAACGCAUAAUCGGUGAAUUGGAGUGGAACAUAACAGUUCCCACGCCUUAUGUGUUCCUAGUACGAUUCAUCAAAGCUUCUUUACCUGAUUCUGAUGCAAGUAUAUCUCAACACAACUAUGAACCAUAUAAGAUGGAGAACAUGGUCUAUUUUCUAGCCGAGCUCGGAAUGAUGAAUUAUGCCACUGUUAUGCAUUGUCCAUCGAUGAUUGCUGCCUCAUCAGUCUACGCUGCAAGAUGCACCCUAAAUAAGGCGCCUGUAUGGACCGAGACACUUAAAGUGCACACGGGUUUCUCGGAGCUACAACUCAUAGAGUGCGCUAAGCUACUGGUUAGCUUCCAUUCGAUGGCUGCAGAUCACAAACUGAAGGUGAUCUACAGGAAAUACUCGAGUCCAGAGCGAGGGGCUGUUGCCUUGCUGCCACCUGCCCAGUGUCUUUUGGUUGCGUCGUAA
Molecule: messenger RNA, 1392 nt
Organism: Fraxinus pennsylvanica
Lineage: Eukaryota; Viridiplantae; Streptophyta; Magnoliopsida; Lamiales; Oleaceae
Source: the annotation of a GenBank genome assembly